Arachis duranensis is the source of this 984-nucleotide messenger RNA. RefSeq lists its product as uncharacterized. The record is from RefSeq and is a predicted model, not a curated record. The transcript has 4 exons. Lineage: Eukaryota; Viridiplantae; Streptophyta; Magnoliopsida; Fabales; Fabaceae. The coding region runs from base 1 to 984 and encodes 327 amino acids.
AUGUGGGGUAUAUUCGAUUCAGAAGUUAAUGACCAAUUGACCCACCUACCUACCAUAGUACCAUGUUGCAAAUGUGCUGAUAUUCGGAGUUCAAUCCCACAACCAAGAUUUACAAGUUAUGUUCCAUUGUCGUUGCUGUUGGCCAACCUUGUGGAUGUGGUCUCUAGUUCAAGAGGUUCUAACUGGAAUCCUCAGCCUUCAACCACGGCAGCCUGCUCUAGUUCGAGGCAUGUUAGUGCCUCUUUGUCUCUGUCCGUGAUUCAGCCUGAGGCAGCCUUCGUGAUUGAUUUAAACCGCACUCAUGAUGGAGAAGUAGGCGAUACUGAACCCUUCGGUGAUGUUACAAUUGUGAUGAUCGGUACUCCUAAUGUGGUACCGGAUUUCCGACAGGGUGGAGCACCGGAUGGUGUGGAAGAUGUAUUUCAGGAUGAGGAUGAUGAUGAUGUGGAGUCCACCACAAUCGCCGAUGAUAGCGAUGAUGAGUUAGCAAGGAGUACUCCAACUGGGGGUAGUGGAGCGAUUAGUUCAGGAACUCCGCACAGGGGGUACCUGGCGUGUCUAUCGGAUUUUGGGGCCUAUGACACACAUGAUACAGGAAGACUAGCCAAGUUCCAAGUUGGUCAGCAGUUUCAAGAUAAAGAGGAGGCCGUACAGAGUGUGAAGACUUAUAGCAUCCGACGUGGGGUCGAGUAUAAAGUAUUGGAAUCCGAUUAUCACAAGUACCAUGGAAGGUGUAAAGAAUUUGGCAACAGGUGCACACGGUUGAUUCGUAUUAGUCUCUGCCAGUGUAGAGGUAUUUCGGAGGUAAAACGAGCUGAUGUUGCCAUGUCGAUCAAGGUACUGCAGAAUGCGACAGAGGCCUAUUUUGGUUUUAGACUAACUUACAGGAGUGUUUGGAUGGCUAAGCAGAAGGUCAUGGCUCAGAUUUACAGAGACUUGGAAGAGUCAUAUAAUGAGUUGUCGCGAUGGGUGCUAGGUGUGUAG